Molecule: messenger RNA, 1992 nt
Organism: Myripristis murdjan (pinecone soldierfish)
Lineage: Eukaryota; Metazoa; Chordata; Actinopteri; Holocentriformes; Holocentridae
Product: gastrula zinc finger protein XlCGF8.2DB-like
Exons: 1
Coding region: 268-1374 (368 amino acids)
Biological process (GO): regulation of transcription by RNA polymerase II
Cellular component (GO): nucleus
Molecular function (GO): DNA-binding transcription factor activity, RNA polymerase II-specific
Source: RefSeq, a predicted model, not a curated record
AAAGAAGAGGUUCCCCCUGAGCAGCAGGAGUGCAGCUCCAGUCUGGACCAGGAGGAGCCAGAGCCCCCACACAUUAAAGAGGAACAGGAGGAGCUCUGGACCAAUCAGGAGGCAGAGCAGCUUCAAGAUCUCACCAAGUUCCCCUUCACUGCCGUCACUGUGAAGAGUGAAGAUAAUGAAGAGGAAGCUCAGUGCUCACAGCUUCAUCAGAGCCAAACUGAGGAGAACAGAGAGGCAAAGCCUCCAGCCAGCAGCUCCACUGAACAGAUGAAAACAGAAGCUGAUGGAGAGGAACCAGCCAGGAACUCAGAUCCAGCUGCUGAUUUCCAAGCAACUAGUGAGGGCCAGCUCCUCUCUUCACACUCUUCUGAAGCUGAGACUGAUGACAGUGAUGACUGGGAGGAGAGCAGAGAGCCUCAGUCAGGUUCAAACCCACAGAGUGAACUCCUUUUCAGUGAUGAUGGAUCUGAUGAUGCAGAGAAACCAUCUUCCUGUUCUGUGAACAAGAACACAGGAGAGAAAGUGUGGAGCUGCUCUCUAUGUGGUCAAAGCUUUAAACUAAAAGGAACCAUAAAGAGACAUAUGAGAGUCCACACAGGAGAGAAACCAUUUACCUGCUCCAUCUGUGGUAAAGGUUUUACAGAUAAAAAAACUGUCAGUACACACAUGAGAGUCCACACAGGAGAGAAACCCUUUAGCUGCUCAGUCUGUGGUAAAGGUUUUACACAGAAGGGACACUUUAAUACACACAUGAGAAUCCAUACAGGAGAGAAGCCGUUUACCUGCUCGGUCUGCGGUAAAGGUUUUGCAGAUAAAAAAACCUUUCACGUACACAUGAGAAUCCACACAGGAGAGAAACCGUUUAGCUGCUCAGUUUGCGGUAAAGGUUUUACACAGAUAGGACACUUUAAAGCACACACCAGAGUUCACACAGGCGAGAAACCAUUUACCUGCACAGUCUGCGGAAAAGCAUUUAGUGAUAAACGUCAUUUAAAACCUCACAUGAAUGUCCACACCGGAGAAAAACCAUUUAGCUGCUCAGUCUGUGGUAAAAGUUUUGCACGGAAAAAUUACCUCAGCACACACAAACGAAUUCACACCAUUUGGAAACCAUUUAGCUGCUCAGUGUGUGGCAAAAAUUACACAUGGAAACAUGACCUCAACACACACAUGCGAACACACACAGGAGAGAAACCGUUCAGCUGCAGUGUCUGUGGAAGAGGUUUCAGCAGGCGUGCAGAUGUUAGAGGUCAUGAGUGUGCCGGUGAGACACACCUGAGUGCUGCUCACACACAUGUUGUUUUAAUACAGGCUAAUGCAGUCAACACCACUGGCCCAUAUGUUUCUAUUUGCCACAACCCAGGGGGACAAUAAGCAAACUGAAUAAUACUCUAUACUCUCUCUUUGCUCUUGGACAUCCACAUACACCGCUGCUGCAUUUACUUUAAACUGAUACAUUUUACUGCUUUUUCUGUUUUAUGCAAUUCUUUGUUUUGUUUUGUUUUUUUCUCUUAUGCUGUUACUUUUACUGCCACAAUUAUUACCAUCAUUCAACAUUUUCUUUCUCAGAGCAGGAUGUUUUGAAAUAUUCUCAUUGACAAUGUGAAAAUAGGAUAACUUCUUGCAAGAACAAUUAUUUGCAUAAAAAAUGAAUGAAACUACAUGAGGACAGAGUUACUAUUAUCCUGAGGUUGUCUGUUACUUUACUGGACAGUUGUGUUGUGUAUUGAGUCGAGGCUACAGGAUUGACCAGGGAUGGGCAACUUUUAUGGGGGUAAGGGCCACAAAAUAAUGUGAGUGAUCAUUAGGGGCCGCAGUGACUCGCAGGGCAGCGAACCCACAGCCACACUGCACUGUCUCUCCAUCAGACUGGGCUUUUUGGCUUUUUCUAGCUCCAGCUCUGCUUGUUAGGAAGCAUCAAAAGAAUAUUUUUGUGCUGUGGUAGCUCUUUUGCUCGUUUAUAUUUCUUUUAAGAUCUUUAAUGAUGGCAAG